AUGUCUCUCGAAUGGACACACGAGUUCUGCCUGGCUUGCGACAAGCAAACCGACGGCACAACAUACUGCUCUGAAUCCUGCCGGCUAGCCGAUUAUGAGAAGACAUCAUCAUCAUCGAGCUCUGCAGCGAGUUCCCCGACGUUAAGCGAGUCACCGUGCGAUUGGUCCUUCACCAAGCCGGCAACGACAAGUACCACCAAGUUCUACCUGUCCCCGGCCUACGACUUCAGUCUCGCCUCUCCGAGCACGCGGAGGGAAUCGACCCGUCCGGCUCUCUCACCCUCAACGUCGCACUCCAGUCUAUGCUCCAUACGGACCAACUCCUCUGCGGGACUCGACCCGGCGCAGCUGUCUGAAAAGGCGACAAGGGAGCUUCGAGCAUAUGCCCGCUCUUUCGAAUCCGUUCGGCUUCAGCGCAGACGAUCAUACUAG
This is a messenger RNA of Canariomyces notabilis, 432 nucleotides long. RefSeq lists its product as uncharacterized. Bases 1 to 432 code for a protein of 143 amino acids. Lineage: Eukaryota; Fungi; Ascomycota; Sordariomycetes; Sordariales; Chaetomiaceae. The transcript has a single exon. The record is from RefSeq and is a predicted model, not a curated record.